Messenger RNA from Aricia agestis (brown argus), 444 nucleotides. RefSeq lists its product as uncharacterized. The transcript has 4 exons. The record is from RefSeq and is a predicted model, not a curated record. NCBI's taxonomy places the organism in Eukaryota, Metazoa, Arthropoda, Insecta, Lepidoptera, Lycaenidae. Bases 59 to 394 code for a protein of 111 amino acids.
UGUAAACAUGUCUAACAUAUGACGUUGGGUACCUGAUUAGAAGGCACGUGUUCAAAUUAUGAUGGUUAAAACCCUUUUUACAAGUAUUUUAUUACUGGAGUUAGUGAGGCAUGUACGGACACACAUCGAGAUGGAAGCAGAAGACUACUUCUUCCCCUUAGAACCUGUGAUAAACUACUGCAAGCUGGCGGACCAGUGCCAGCAUGACUUCGUGAUCAGCUGCGGCCAGGACACGCUCGGCAUCUCCCGCAUGUUCCUCGACAUAUGCGACAUGUACGAGUACAACUGUGAUGAGAAGAAACAAUACCACCAUGUGAAGAUGGACGUGUGUCACUACGAGUUCGCAGCGGCACAGCGGAUAGCCGCAGAGGUGGACGCUGAUGAUGACUCGUAAUAAACAACUUAUAACAUUGGGUUUUAUUGCUUAAGAAGUAUACAAUCUUU